GGUGGGCAAAGUACCCAGCUGCACACUGAGCCGCCCUUCCCCGCGAGGCCGCCUACGGCUGAGGCCGCGGCGGCGGCCCGGCUUGGUUUCCAUGAUGAUGGCUGCCUGGCCGAGGCGACGGCUGCUGCUGCUGAGGAGGCGUCAAGCGGCAGCCCGGUUGCUGGGCGUCCUGUGGCUGGCGUGUGUCGCCGCGGAGGGCGUUGCCGGCGGGGAGCCCCCGCUCAAGUGCGACGAGCUGAGGCUGGGGCAAUAUAUUUGUGAAGAUCCCAAAAUAGACAAUAGCACACAAGAACCACUGAAUUGUACAAAUCACACAGCAAACGUUCCUUGUCAUCCAGCACCAAAUAUUACUUGUAAGGAUCACAGUGGCAAUGAAAACAACUUUACUGGAAAGGAAGUUGGAUUUUACAAACCUAUUGCAUGUCGUAAUGUAAAUGGUUACUCAUACAAAGUGGCAGUGGCUCUGUCUUUAUUUCUUGGAUGGUUGGGAGCAGAUAGAUUUUAUCUUGGGUAUCCUGCCUUAGGUUUGUUAAAGUUCUGCACUGUAGGGUUUUGUGGAAUUGGUAGCCUAAUUGAUUUCAUUCUCAUUUCAAUGCAGAUCGUUGGACCUUCCGAUGGCUCUAGUUACAUUAUAGAUUACUAUGGAGCAAGGCUUACCAGGCUGAGUAUUACCAAUGAGACAUUCAGAAAAACACAGACGUAUCCUUAAGUCUGGCAGGAAGUGUCGUCUACACACAGAGACCUCUUUCAAACCCUUUGCAUUUACUGAGAGGAAGACGUACGGAAAACGUAAUGGGAAGCCACUAUCUGCUAAGGACCUGACUGAUACCAACGUCUGUGUGACUGACUGUCCCUGCAUAGUCUGAAGAGAGCAGGACUACGCCACUGUAUGGAUUGCAUUGUCAAUAGUGGAAGCCGGGGAAAGAAGGAAUCUUUAUCUUUCAGGGCUGUCAUUUCAUGAUCUCAUCCACUAUAGCCCUAUCAAGAGGAUGAUGUGCACCACUUUUCAGUUAUUUUGUUAAAUAAGUAUGAGCAAUGAACAUCAUGCUAACAGACACAAUUCCUGGUAUCUCAGACAGUAUCUUGAAUUUAAAAGCAUGUGGUAAUGUAAGUGUGUAUCUGGGAGGUAUGGGGGCUGGGAUGAAAAGUGACUGACUUGACAUUCGCUGUCUUUCUCCCAGCUCCUUUGCAAAAGUAGGAACAGAAUCAGAAUAAAAAAUGUUUGUUUUACAGCUGUACCAAGUUACAGCACACUC
Messenger RNA from Terrapene triunguis (Three-toed box turtle), 1256 nucleotides. Its product is annotated as TM2 domain-containing protein 1. The coding region runs from base 92 to 709 and encodes 205 amino acids. The transcript has 7 exons. The record is from RefSeq and is a predicted model, not a curated record. NCBI's taxonomy places the organism in Eukaryota, Metazoa, Chordata, Testudines, Emydidae.